AACAAUGAAGCGCCCACCGAUCGAUACAUCAAACACCUUCUUCCCCCGCCGCUCGCCUUUCCUCGCUCCGCCUCGCAUUUGACCAAUGUUCGGCCGCGAAACCGUCUCGCUCGUGAGUCUUCCCAUUCAGUCGUCUGCCAGACCGAUGAUGCCGCCCAAAAAAAAAAUCGCUAGAUCCAGAAAAGUGCGACCAGUGCCACAGGAGUAUCGAAGGGCAAAGAAAGGAACAGCAACAUGAGCCCGCUAUGCAGAACAGCCUCUCCAUUAUAGAUUUUCCGAGCUAAGUUUACGCUUUUUGUCCGUUCGUGUUUGCAGAUUCUGAUUCUUUGCGUAGCGCUCGAUCGAUCGUCCUAGCAAAUCAUCCAGGGGACAGCCAGGUCCAAGUGUGUCUUUGUGAUUGUGUGUAUGAAAGGUAUGAGCGCGAGCCAUGUUGGUGACAAUGGUGAUGGUACAGUACAUUAGAUGACGGAGGACAGGUCGUUCAUUUCGUCAUGACGGGACGCAGAGCCGGAUGAUGAGAGGGGGAGAAAAGCAGACGGAGCCGACAAGCAGGACGAGAACGCAAGCUCUUAAGCCUGCGCACCGCCUCUAGCAGCGCCGCGACCUGGAGUGAACCCACCACGACCACCACUGCCACGAGGAGCGCCGUUGC
Molecule: messenger RNA, 652 nt
Organism: Zymoseptoria tritici IPO323
Lineage: Eukaryota; Fungi; Ascomycota; Dothideomycetes; Mycosphaerellales; Mycosphaerellaceae
Exons: 1
Source: RefSeq, a predicted model, not a curated record